GGUAAAAAAUCUAAAGUGGAGGGAAAAGCAAACAGACAGGAACUAAAUCAACAAGACACACAAGGAGAAGAGCACGCUUCAAAAUAAAACAGGAAAUAAAAGCCCAAAACCAUGACACUCCUCUUCCUAAACCUUUUUAAACCUAUCCCUGUUGGGUUUGCACAAAAUGAAAAGCCUAUUUUCAGGACAGCCAGUGAUCAGUUACUGCAUCACUACUAGAUUACCAGGAAGUUAACCUGGUAAUCUAAUUCACAGCGUAAAUAAAAGUGUCAAAUUUAUUAGAGCUCAACAGCUAAUUUGCCAUUUACACAGUAUUACUGUUCAACAGCUGCAUUGAAUGAAGAUUAGAACCUGGAUUAACCCGCAGGAAAAUCUUGUCAAUCCCAGUCAACAACAAACUAGUGUAUUGUAAUUAAAUGUAGAGCUAUUCCUAAAGAGGUGAUCCACAGUGUGCAAGCCUUGCCAUGUUUGGUAUUGGAAAAGUGCUAUGAAAAAGUUUGCAAAAGAAAUGUGACUGAUGUGUCAUCGCAUAGUGGAAGACAAAAGCACAAAGAACAUCUUGUAAUGUUUGACUCCCCUUCAGGUAGCAUCUGGAGCAAACAGCAUCAUAAAGACUAGUCACCACCCUCCAUCCCUCCUCCUCUCCUCCCCUUCUCUCGUCUCACUUUAGGCCUUAUCAGCUCCUUUACCCCAUUCAAUUUUCUGGCAGUCUCCAGGAGUGAAAUCAAUAAGCAUCUCGGAUCUAGAUCACCUUUUUCAGCCAAUAUGGAUAUUAAUGCUGACACUCACUUACUCCACUUCAGAAACUUCACUUAUUUUUCCUUCUUCUCUGAGCUGAAUCACUCAGAUCGUGCAGCCACCACUAUUGUCGAGACCCUGGCUAUCACCACUGUCUUCCUGGUCUCCGUGGCAGCAAAUGCGGGAGCUGCAGCCCUGGUAACCUGGGAACGCAGACUGCUGGCCAACAAAACCAUCCUGACCCUCAACUUGUUUGUGGCCGACCUACUGUUUGUCAGCAUGAUCCCACUGAUUGCAGCAGUGCGGUGGACUGUGUCCUGGAAGCUGGGGUUUACAGCCUGUCACACUGUGCUGUAUGUCAUCUGUAUGAGCGGCUGUGUCACUAUCACUACCCUGGCCUCCAUCAGUGUGGAGAGGGUCCAGGCCAUCCUUCGGCUGCAGACUGUGCCCACUUUAAACCCCAGGAUGGUGACUGCCACCCUCUUCUUCAUCUGGGCCUUUUCUGCACUCACCUCCAUACCUCUCAGUCUGUUCUUCACUGUGAUGGAAGUGGAUAUCCCUGAGCAGGAACGUGUACACAUUUGUACUCUCAAGUGGCCUGACACAACUGGAGAGAUUGUGUGGAACGUAGCCUUCACUGCCCUGUGCUUCCUUCUCCCAGGAUUAAUAAUUGUGGUCAGUUACAGCAAAAUAUUACAGAUAGCUAAACAUUGUAGGCGAAGGCUCCGAACCCGAGACAGCCAGCCCCCAGUUGGAGACCCUCUUGAAUACUAUGUCUCCCGCCAGGAUAUGAAGCUCUUCCGUACUCUUCUGGUCCUCGUGCUCUCUUUCUUAAUCAUGUGGAGCCCUGUAUUCAUCAUCACCUUCCUCAUCCUGGCCAGGAACUUUCUGGGUGACCUAUGCGUCUCCUCUACCAUGUUCUUCUGGGUGGUAACGUUCACACUGGCCAACUCAGCCCUCAAUCCCAUCCUCUACUCACUCUGCCAGUUCAAGAACGGCUGGCGCAGGCUCUGCUGUGGCUCUGUUGUAGCACCGCUGAGAAAAGGACCUUGUGGCAGUGGUCGAAUGCAACGGAUACAGCCAUGAUUAUCAUGAUUGUUUUGUCAAAUAGAGGAUUCAAACUUGCAUAAAGCUAGGUGUUGUCCACACCUGUGGUGAUGUUUGAUAUACAACAUAUACCUCUACCUAUAAGAUACAGUAUUUGAUUGUUCGCUGCACUCCUGAGCUGGUGUAUUACUCUCAAAAGUAAUAAUUCUAGAAAUUCUUUAAUACUUAUUUUAAGAUUGAAACACGUCUGAAAGAGGAAACGCUGCAGAGAUAGUUAAUUUUAUAAUAAAUCUUUACCGUUUUGUGAUUUUCAGUCAUUUCUUUUCAGUCUACAAAAAUGUAUCUGACCUUGAAAUGCCAAAUAAUAAAUGUGUGUUGCAGUAAUACAGCACAACUAUUACAACA
Siniperca chuatsi (mandarin fish) is the source of this 2190-nucleotide messenger RNA. RefSeq names its product free fatty acid receptor 4-like. Gene Ontology annotation, biological process: G protein-coupled receptor signaling pathway. The record is from RefSeq and is a predicted model, not a curated record. The transcript is spliced from 3 exons. Gene Ontology annotation, molecular function: G protein-coupled receptor activity; peptide binding. Lineage: Eukaryota; Metazoa; Chordata; Actinopteri; Centrarchiformes; Sinipercidae. Gene Ontology annotation, cellular component: membrane. Bases 766 to 1824 code for a protein of 352 amino acids.